This is a messenger RNA of Sardina pilchardus (European sardine), 1930 nucleotides long. Its product is annotated as gastrula zinc finger protein XlCGF26.1-like. Lineage: Eukaryota; Metazoa; Chordata; Actinopteri; Clupeiformes; Clupeidae. The coding region runs from base 47 to 1930 and encodes 627 amino acids. Gene Ontology annotation, biological process: regulation of transcription by RNA polymerase II. Gene Ontology annotation, molecular function: DNA-binding transcription repressor activity, RNA polymerase II-specific; RNA polymerase II cis-regulatory region sequence-specific DNA binding. The transcript has 4 exons. Gene Ontology annotation, cellular component: nucleoplasm. The record is from RefSeq and is a predicted model, not a curated record.
UUGAAGGAUUGUUUGAUUGCUAUUAUACGCUAAACUGACAUUUGAAAUGUCAGGAUCUGAACAGCUCACAGCAGUGAAGAAGGAGAGUGAAGAAGAUUUUGAUGAUUUCCUACAAGAGUAUCUGUUUACAACUCAGAAAUUGAAAGAAGAACCUGGACUGGAUCAUGAAUGUAAGACUGAAAUACUCAUGCCCUCGGAGGAAAUUAAAAAGGAAGACAUAUCUUCAGAUCUCCGUGAUGACACAGAUUAUUUUCUAAGAGGAGACAUUCAAAGGAAUCCAGCAAUCAAAUCAGAACACAGGAAGGAAAAGCUCUCAUGUAGCCAGGAGCCGUCAUACCAGAAAUUACCACAGGAGUUGGAAACCAGGAAGGAGCUGCUCACUGGCCAUGAAAUUACUCAUUCUCGUGAAAACCUACAUCAAUGUUCUCAGUGUGGAAAAGCCUUUAGAAAUAAGUCCACUCUUAAGUCACAUCAGAGGAUCCAUUCUGGAAAAAAGCCACAUCAGUGUUUGCUGUGUGGAAAGGCUUUUACACAUGCAAAUAGUCUUACAAAACAUCAGAGGAUCCACUCUGCAGAAAAAACACAUCAGUGUUUGCAGUGUGGAAAGGCCUUUACACAAAAGGGGGAUCUCAAGAGACAUCAGAGGAUCCAUUCUGGAGAAAAGCCACAUCAGUGUUUGCAGUGUGGAAAGGCCUUUACACAAAAGGGGGAUCUCAAGAAUCAUCAGAGGAUCCAUACUGGAGAAAAGCCACAUCAGUGUUUGCAGUGUGGAAAGGCCUUUACACAAAAGGGGAAUCUCAAGAAUCAUCAGAGGAUUCAUACUGGAGAAAAGCCACAUCAGUGUUUGCAGUGUGGAAAGACUUUUACACAGAAGUCUAAUUUCAACCGACAUCAGAGGAUCCAUUCUGGAGAAAAGCCACAUCAGUGUUUACUGUGUGCAAAGGCCUUUGCACUGAAGUCUUUUCUUAAGAAACAUCAGAUGACCCAUUCUGAAGAAAAGCCACAUCAGUGUACCACAUGCGGAAGGAGAUUCAAAACAGCUCAAAAUCUCUCUACACAUCAGAUUACACAUACUGGAGAAAAGCUAUAUCCAUGUCCACAAUGUGGAAAGGCCUUUACUAAAAACUCUUCUCUCAAGAGACACCUAAGGAUCCAUUCUGGAGACAAACAACAUCAAUGUUCUCAGUGUGGAAAAGCCUUUAUUAAUAAGUACACUCUUAAGGGACAUCAGAGGAUCCAUUCUGGAAAAAAGCCACAUCAGUGUUUACUAUGUGGAAAGGCUUUUACACAUGCAAAUAGUCUUACAAAACAUCAGCUGAUCCAUUCUGGAGAAAAGCCACAUCAGUGUUUGCAGUGUGGAAAGGACUUUACACACAAGCAUACUCUCAAGAGACAUCAGAGGAUCCAUACUGGAGAAAAGCCACAUCAGUGUUUGCAGUGUGGAAAGGCGUUUACACAAAAGGGUGAUCUCAAGGAUCAUCAGAGGAUCCAUACUGGAGAAAAGCCACAUCAGUGUUUGCAGUGUGGAAAGGCUUUUACACAGAAGUCUAAUCUCAAGAUGCAUCAGAGGAUCCAUUCUGGAGAAAAGCCACAUCAGUGCUCACAGUGUGGACAGGCCUUUAUACAGAACAGUGAUCUCAAGAAACAUCAGAUGAUCCAUUCUGGAGAAAAGCCACAUCAGUGUUUGCUGUGUGCAAAGGCCUUUGCACGGAAGUCUUUUCUUAAGAAACAUCAGAUGAUCCAUUCUGGAGAAAAGCCACAUCAGUGUACCACAUGUGGAAGGAGAUUCAGAACAGCUCAUAAUCUCUCUACACAUCAGAUUACACAUCAGAUUACACAUACUGGAGAAAAGCUAUAUCCAUGUUCACAAUGUGGAAAGGCCUUUACUAAACAAUUUUCUCUCAAGAGACACCUAAGGAUCCAUACAUGA